ACAAAUAAGAAAAUUUGCACGACGGCCACAAGGGGAUAUUUAUAAAUAUCUUAUGUGUGAGUGUUAAUAUAUAAAGCGAGGAGGUUAAGGAGAAGGACAGGGAAAUUAAGGUUUGGUCUCAGCUAUAAAAUUUCUGUCCAUCUCCUGUUAGGUGAAAUAAAUUUGUAAUCGAACCUGAAGAGCAACCAGCAGCUUAAUUAGGUUUGAUCCAUCAAAUAUGUGGAGGCUAAAGGUAGCAGAUGGCGGAAAUGACCCUUACAUCUAUUCUAUGAACAACUUCGUUGGAAGACAAAUAUGGGAAUUCGACCCCAACGCCGGCACCCCUGAAGAACGAGCCGAAGUCGAACACGUUCGUAAUGAAUUCACCAAAAAUCGUCUCAAGGGUUUUCCCAGUGCCGACUUGCUUUGGCGUCUCCAGCUUUUAAGAGAGAAAAAUUUCAAACAAAGUAUACCAGCGGUGAAGGUUGAAGAUGGAGAAGAAAUCAGUUAUGAAAUGGCAUGGGAUGCAAUGAGAAGAGGAGCGUAUUUCUUAGCGGCCAUACAAGCGAGUGAUGGACACUGGCCCAGUGAAACAUCAGGCCCAUUAUUUUACUUGUGUCCAUUGCUAAUUUGUAUGUACAUAAUGGGCUUUAUGGAUACUGCAUUCACUCCGGAGCACAAGAAAGAAAUGAUGCGUUACGUUUACAAUCAUCAGAAUGAAGACGGCGGAUGGGGGUUACACGUAGGUGGUCACAGUAACAUGUUCUGCACUACCUUCAAUUAUAUAUCUUUACGUCUACUUGGUGAAGGACCUGAUGUUGAGCCAAUUUCCAGAGGUAGAAAUUGGAUUCGUGACCACGGUGGUGUCACCUCCAUACUUUCCUGGGGAAAGACCUGGCUCUCGAUACUAAACGUAUUCGACUGGUCUGCAAGCAACCCCAUGCCUCCUGAAUAUUGGAUGUUUCCCACUUGGGUCCCCAUUCAUCCAUCAAACAUGAUGUGCUACACUCGAAUCACUUACAUGCCCAUGUCUUAUUUAUACGGAAAAAGGUUUCAAGCACCUUUAACACCUCUUGUUUUACAAUUAAGAGAUGAACUUCACACUCAACCCUAUGACAAAAUUAACUGGAGAAAAGUUCGUCACAUGUGUGCUACGGAAGAUCUCUACUUUCCACAUCCAUUUGUUCAAGACUUGCUCUGGGACACUCUUUACUUGCUUAGUGAACCACUAAUGACUCGAUGGCCUUUUAACAAAUUGGUUCGCCAAAAAGCCCUCAAUGAAACUAUGAGGCAUAUUCAUUAUGAGGAUGAAAAUAGUCGCUACAUUACUAUUGGCUGCGUCGAAAAGCCGUUGUGCAUGUUAGCUUGUUGGGUUGAAGAUCCAAAUAGUGAGUAUGUGAAGAAGCAUUUUGCUCGAAUUCCUGAUUAUUUAUGGAUGGCGGAAGAUGGAAUGAAAAUGCAAAGUUUUGGUAGCCAAUCAUGGGAUGCUGCUCUGGCCAUGCAAGCUCUGCUUUCUUGUAAUAUCCCAAAAGAAAUUGCCUCUGCACUCAACACUGGCCAUGAUUUCAUCAAGAACUCCCAGGUUAGAAACAAUCCUCCCGGUGAUUACAAGAGUAUGUUCCGCUACAUGUCUAAAGGAUCUUGGACCUUUUCAGACUGUGAUCAUGGAUGGCAAGUUUCAGAUUGCACUGCCGAGAAUUUGAAGUGUUGCCUACUACUAUCAUUGCUACCACCUGAAAUGGUUGGUGAGAAGAUGGAACCUGAACGUUUCUAUGAUGCUGUUAAUGUCAUCCUGAACAUGCAAAGCAAAAAUGGGGGUUUGCCAGCUUGGGAGCCAGCGUCAAGAUACUAUUGGAUGGAGUGGUUGAAUCCAGUGGAAUUUCUUGAAGACCUAAUCAUCGAGCACCAGCAUGUGGAGUGCACCUCAUCUGCGUUACAGGCCAUACUAUUAUUUAGGAAACAAUACCCAGGACAUAGAAGGAAAGAGAUCAAUAAUUUUAUCAACAAGGCCGUUCAAUUUCUUCAGGACAUACAAUUGCCUGAUGGUUCUUGGUAUGGAAAUUGGGGAAUUUGCUAUACUUAUGGAACGUGGUUCGCGCUUAAGGCAUUAUCAAUGGCGGGUAAGACCUACGAAAAUUGUGAAGCGCUUCGGAAAGGUGCCAAUUUUUUGAUCAAGAUACAGAAUUCAGAAGGAGGGUUUGGAGAGAGCUACUUGUCAUGUCCUUACAAGAGAUAUAUACCGCUGGAUGGGAAAAGAUCAAAUUUGGUGCAAACGGCUUGGGGUAUGAUGGGAUUGAUAAGUGCUGGACAGGCAGAUAUAGACCCAACUCCUAUUCAUCGUGCUGCCAAGUUGUUGAUCAAUUCUCAAACAGAAGAUGGUGAUUUUCCACAAGAGGAAAUUACUGGAGAAUUCUUCAAAAAUUGCACUUUACAUUUUGCAGCAUUUAGAGAAGUAUUUCCUGUGAUGGCACUAGGAGAAUAUUGUAACAAGGUUCCUUUGCCUUCCAAGAAAAAACAAGAAAUUAAGAUUUAAAUUAGCCUCUACAAUAUAUUAUAUAAUAUUCAUAAAUAUGGGGACUUGGACACCAAAAGAGGAGAAAAUAUAGUCUUUUUGGUACUUUUCUUGUAAACGAUCACAUGUAAUAUAAUAACUAAAACAAAGGUUGAUGCGAUUUCUACUUGAGCACAACUUUUAGUUAUACAUUUAUGU
Messenger RNA from Benincasa hispida (wax gourd), 2689 nucleotides. Lineage: Eukaryota; Viridiplantae; Streptophyta; Magnoliopsida; Cucurbitales; Cucurbitaceae. The record is from RefSeq and is a predicted model, not a curated record.